CAACAGAGCUUCGUUCUUCUUCUUGAAGCUCCUGAACAGAGCUUCUUCACAUGGUAUCAGAGCCACGGAAGAGUUGAAUCUCUGAGUUAGUUUCUUCACAAUCUGAAGACAAGAGUUCUAAGAAUCUUGAGUUGAAAGUCGAGAGUCUGUCUAAAUUCAAAGACUGUUAGCUGUUGAAAUUGAUCAAAUCAUACCUUCAACUGGAGAUGGAGCUUCAAGUGAAGUUCAACAACAAGUUCCAGUCGCAACUGCUGCCAAAAUAGAUCACAAUCAUCCUCUCUUUAUACACCCUUCAGAUACUCAAGGUUCUGUUCUGAUUUCAAUUCAAUUGUUGGGUUCUGAAAACUAUUCUUUGUGGAGCAAAUCUUUAAAACUUGUGUUACUAGGAAAGAACAAGUUAGGAUUUCUACUUGGAACUUGUAGAAAGGAGAUGUAUUCUGAAUGUUUACAUGAUGUAUGGGAUAGAUGCAAUGCAAUUGUUCUUGGAUGGAUUAUGAAUACUGUGUCUAAAAGUUUGAUUAGUACAGUGAUCUAUGGAUCUGAUGCUCAUUCAGUGUGGGAAGAUCUACGUGAAAGAUUUGAUAAAGUAAAUGCAUCUAGGGCCUUUUACCUUCACAAAGAACUAGUUACUAUGUCACAAGGAACUUCUUCUGUGUCAAUAUAUUUUUCAAGAUUGAGAGAGUUAUGGGAUGAGGCUGAAACUUUGAUUCCUUGUCCUUCAUGUGCUUGUCCUGAGUCUAAACAAUACAUUGAACACUUACAAUUUCAAAAAUUAUGGCAAUUUCUGAUGGGGCUUAAUGAGUCUUAUGCUCAUGCAAGAAGCCAAAUUUUGAUGCAGAUUCCAGUCCCAAGUGUAAAUCAAGCUUAUGCUAUGAUUGUUAAUGUUGAGAGUCAAAGAAUACAUGGUGCAGGAAAUACAUUUUCAUCUGCAGAAGCUGUAUCUGAAACAGCAUUGAUGAGUAAUAGAAUGUCUCUUAGUUCUUCUCAGUCUGGACAUGGUGGAUACCACAACAAUAAUACAACUUCCUCAGGAACUGGAAGGGGAAUUUCUAAUUUUCAGAAUAAUGGAUAUAGAAAUAAGGGGUUUGGAGAUGGAAGAACUGGUUACACUACAGGAAAGUCUCAACUCUAUUGUGAAUUCUGUCAUUAUAAAGGACAUACAAAAGAAACUUGUUAUAAGCUUCAUGGUUAUCCAAAGAAGAAAGGAGGAGUAUCUUCUUAUGCAAAUAAUGCUGCUUCUGCUGAAAAUGAAUCUGGAAUGGUAGACUCAACUUCAAGAUCAAAUACUAGAACAAAUGAGUCAUCUAAUGACACUACUUUAGGACAGGGUGUGUCAAUGUUUACUCAAGAACAAUACUAUGAGAUAUUACAGAUGCUGAGAAAAGGGAAGAGUAAGGAAGUGGAUACAAUGGCCAAUGUAGCUACUGCAGGUGUAUCUGGAACAUCAGGAUCUCUUCAAUGGGAGGGUCCUGGGGAUUGGUAAAGAGAAUCAAGGAUUGUAUAUCCUCAAUACUGCUGCCACAACAAAGCCUUCAAAUGAUCAAGGUUCUUCUGGAGGA
Messenger RNA from Solanum pennellii, 1559 nucleotides. RefSeq lists its product as uncharacterized. The transcript has 2 exons. Lineage: Eukaryota; Viridiplantae; Streptophyta; Magnoliopsida; Solanales; Solanaceae. The record is from RefSeq and is a predicted model, not a curated record. The coding region runs from base 431 to 1483 and encodes 350 amino acids.